This is a messenger RNA of Anolis sagrei ordinatus, 2779 nucleotides long. NCBI's taxonomy places the organism in Eukaryota, Metazoa, Chordata, Lepidosauria, Squamata, Anolidae. The record is from RefSeq and is a predicted model, not a curated record.
UUUACUGGCGAGAGAGAAAACCCUGCAUUUGACUUUCGUUUCUCGCUCUUUACCAGCGUCACAAAACAUGACUGUUGGGUACCAGAAAAGAAGCCUCAGACUCGCCGAGAUUGCUUGAGCCUGUUUCAUCCUUGAGUUUCGUUUCUGCUUCAGGCGCGGUUAUUUCCCAACAGAAGCAGGAAAGCAGCGGGGAGGGGGAGGAGAGGGAGUUAAUACUCUGCUGCGGAUUUGAAGCACAACACACAGCUGCUGCAGCCAAGAGACAGGGUGUUUGGUCGCUGAGAAACCAGAGGAAAGCAAAAAUGUCUGUCGAGAAUAUGAACAAAAAUGGUCCAGUUUUACCAGGGAAUGAGCAAGAAGAGAUAACAGAAGGGGCCUCUCUGUGCAGCCAAUAUGAGGCAAAGGUCCGUCCUUGCAUUGACCUCAUUGACUCUCUGAGAGACCUGGGUGUGGAAAAGGACUUGGGUCUGCCGGCGAUUGCUGUGAUUGGAGAUCAGAGCUCUGGGAAGAGUUCUGUUCUAGAAGCACUGUCCGGCGUAGCUCUUCCAAGGGGCAGUGGUAUUGUUACAAGAUGCCCCUUAGAACUAAAACUGAAGAAAACGCACCACACAAAGGAAUGGAAAGGGAAGAUUGCAUAUUUGGAUACAGUGCAAGAACUGAAUAAUUCGUCAGGAGUAGAAGAGGCAGUGAUAACAGCUCAAAAUAAAAUGGCUGGUAAAGGAGUGGGCAUUAGCCAUGACUUAAUUAGCCUGGAAAUUUGCUCCCAUGAUAUUCCAGACCUUACUCUAAUAGAUCUUCCAGGGAUUGCAAGAGUUGCUGUUGGUAACCAGCCGGAAGACAUUGGAAUGCAGAUAACUACAUUAAUUCAGAAAUACAUUAACAAACAAGAAACAAUCAAUUUGGUGGUGGUGCCAGGUAAUGUAGAUAUUGCAACAACAGAGGCACUGAAAAUGGCACAGGAAGUAGACCCACAAGGAGAGAGAACUCUUGGCAUUGUGACUAAGCCUGACUUGGUUGAUAAAGGAGUUGAGGAAGAAAUAGUUGACAUAGUUCAGAAUCAGAGAGUUCCCCUGAGAAAAGGAUAUAUGAUAGUUAAAUGUCGUGGACAGACUGACAUCAACAAGAAAGUGAGUUUGAAAGAUGCAAUCCAGAACGAGAGAAGAUUUUUUGAAGAGCACACCAUUUUCAGGUCCCUCUUGGAGGAAGGUAAAGCCACCAUCCCUCUUCUGGCAGAACGGCUUACGCAGGAACUGAUAGAACACAUUAAUAAAUCAUUACCCUCUUUAGAAAGGCAAAUAAAGGACAAACUUGAGGAAGCGAGUAUAAAGCUAGAGCACUGUGGUCAAGGUGUACCUGAAACACAGGAAGACCAGACACGUUUUCUUAUACAGAAAAUCACAUAUUUUACUCAGGCCCUCUCAAAAAUAAAGGAAGGAGAAGAUGUUUCAGCAGAUUUCAAAAAACCGAGGUUGUUCACAACAUUGCGGCGCUUCUUUAACACUUGGCAAGAUCAGAUAAAGUCAAAUAUAUCAGAUGUGAGAAAUAAUUUGGAAGAAAUUUGGAAUUUUGAAUACAAAUACCGAGGCAAAGAACUCCCAGGAUUUGUCAGUUACAAGACAUUUGAAGUCAUUGUAAAACAGCAAAUUGAAAAACUAAAAUUGCCUGCUGUUGAAAUGUUGAAGGAAGUAGCAGAACAUGUUCAAGAAGUGUUUGUUGAAACUGCUGUGCUACACUUCAGUAAUUUUUACAACCUUCUUAGAGCUGCUAAGAACAACAUUGACGAUAUAAAAGAGAAGCAAGAAAAGAAAGCAGAAUCUAUGAUCAUCAAUCACUUUAAACUGGAAAGUCUUGUGUACUGCCAAGACAAUAUUUAUAGUAUUGAUAUAGAGGCGGUUCGAGAAAAUAAUCCACUUCUGCUUCCACCAAAAAUAUCUCUUCCAACUUCUGCAGCAACAUGCUCAUUGAAUGAAAUGAAUUACCACCUGACUGCCUACUUCAAAAGUGCAGGAAUCCGGCUUGGCACCCAAAUUCCCAUGAUUAUUCAGGGAAUCGUUCUCCAUGAUUUUGUUGAGGAGUUACAGCAUGCAAUGAUGCAACUCUUGCAGAACAAGGAACAGUAUGAUGUUCUUCUCCAUGAGCGAAAGGAUUCUUCCGGUGAAAGGGCUACUCUACAGGAGCGGAUCAAGCGUCUCACCAAAGCUCGACAGCGGCUAGCAAGAUUCCCUCUUUAAACAAGAUGUUAGUCCCCUCCUUCUCCUCUGUCAGAUUGGGGAAUCCAACUUAGUGUUGGAGUAUUUGCAGCUCAAUUGAUAACUUGUUACGAAAAUCAAAAAUUAGGCCACAAUGUCAUGAAUAUCAGGCCUAAAAAAUACCUUCAGUACAUCAAAGGAGAGACCUACCCCCCUACCCAAUGGUCUUCUUCUCCUUACCCCUCAGUCAAAUAUCCCUUUAUUUCCUUUCCACCAGUACAAUCGCUCCCUACGCCUUACUCCCAGCCCUAUAGUCCUCUACCCUUCACAUCCAAACCAAUAGCUCCCUAUCCCUCAGCAUAACAGCUCUUUUCUCCCUAUCUUCCAGUCCAAUAACUUCCUACCCACUAUUUUCCAGCUCAAGAGCUCUUCAUCAUCUCUCCUUCACUCCAAUAGCCCUUUAUCCCCCAGCCUAAUAGCCCUUAACCCUUCUCCCCUCAGCCCAAGAGCUCCCCAUUUCCUAUUCUCCACUGCAAUGGCCAUUUCUUUCACAUUCCCCAGUCCAUAGUUCCACUGGAAUAUAAUUUUUU